This is a messenger RNA of Durio zibethinus, 1486 nucleotides long. The record is from RefSeq and is a predicted model, not a curated record. Lineage: Eukaryota; Viridiplantae; Streptophyta; Magnoliopsida; Malvales; Malvaceae.
AUCGAUAAUAUUUUUAUCGUUAAUAUGUCAGUGUCGAUUGUCUUGACUAUCGAUGAUUCUCAAAAGGAAAAGGUCGGUGAAUCCAAUAGAGUUGCUCUCGAUGACUCGGAUGAUAAUCCCGUCAAAAUUCUCACCAACAUUGAGAUUUACAAGCACCCUAAGGAAGAAAGGAUUGCAAGGACUUGGGGAACUACGGCCCCUGGCCUACCAUUUGUUGAAGAAACAAUAACAAAUGCUGGAAAUUGGCUAAUUGGAGGUGACUUGGAGGUUAUAGAGCCAAUCAAGUACCAUGAUGGCCUUGAUCGUUUUCGGCUGUCACCGGUGGAACUACAUCAAAAGUUUGAAAGGCGCAAUGCUGAUGCUGUGUUUGCUUUCCAGCUCAGGAAUCCUGUUCACAAUGGCCAUGCUUUGCUAAUGACUGAUACUCGUCGUCGGCUUCUUGACAUAGGCUACAAGAACCCCAUUUUGCUUCAUCCUUUGGCAGGCUACACAAAGGCAGAUGAUGUUAGUUGGCGAAUGAAACAACAUGAGAAGGUCCUUGAGGAUGGUGUUCUUGAUCCUGAAACAACUGUGGUGUCUAUAUUCCCAUCUCCUAUGCACUACGCUGGCCCAAAGGAAGUGCAGUGGCAUGCUAAGGCUCGGAUUAAUGCUGGGGCCAAUUUUUACAUUGUUGGUAGAGACCCAGCUGGCAUGGGCCAUCCAGUUGAGAAGAGAGAUCUGUAUGAUGCCGAUCAUGGGAAAAAGGUGUUGAGCAUGGCUCCAGGACUUGAGCGGCUGAACAUCCUUCCUUUCAGGGUUGCUGCGUAUGAUAAGACCCAAGGUAAAAUGGCUUUCUUUUAUCCCUCAAGGGCUCAAGACUUCCUCUUCAUAUCAGGCACCAAGAUGCGGACACUUGCAAAGAACAAAGAGAACACUCCUGAUGGAUUUAUGUGCCCUGCUGGCUGGAAAGUGCUGGUCGAAUACUACGACAGCUUGACACCAUCAGACAAUGGCAAAAUUCCUGACGCUGUUCCUUCGUAGAUGAAUUUCCUGUAUCAUAAUGUAUUUACCAUCUGAUUGGGAGAAACCAUAACACUAUUUAUCUCCAAUGUGUGAUCUAGAUAUUGUAAAGUUUCUCUGUUCAGAUCUUUUAAUAAAACCGUGCGAGGCACUGGUACAGAGACAUGAAACUUGCCUCCACGUUAGUAGGAUGCCCAGUAUGGCAUCCAGCAUUGGUGCUAUUGGCCCUGAGCCUGAAGGCACAUUGUACUAUAUCGUAUGGUUGUGCUCUUAGGAGGAAAAUGGAUUGUGGGAAAAGUUUGUAGGAUUCCUGUACUUUCUUUGAAACCGUAGACCAGCCAAACACAUCAAGAAUAUCUUAGAAAAGUGAAGAAAUGGAGUAAUGGCAUCACGUGGGAGUUUGGCUAUUUGCAAAUUCCAUUUUCAUUCUUUUUAAUUGGUUAACAAUGAGUAAGGUUGAUUGAAUGAUUGUCAUUAAUCCAAAAGG